This is a messenger RNA of Nannospalax galili (Upper Galilee mountains blind mole rat), 5430 nucleotides long. It is a transcript of the gene Spopl, whose product is annotated as speckle type BTB/POZ protein like. Gene Ontology annotation, molecular function: ubiquitin protein ligase binding. Gene Ontology annotation, biological process: regulation of proteolysis; proteasome-mediated ubiquitin-dependent protein catabolic process. The transcript has 11 exons. NCBI's taxonomy places the organism in Eukaryota, Metazoa, Chordata, Mammalia, Rodentia, Spalacidae. Gene Ontology annotation, cellular component: nucleus; cytoplasm. The record is from RefSeq and is a predicted model, not a curated record. The coding region runs from base 298 to 1476 and encodes 392 amino acids.
CUCCGGCAGAGUCGGAACGGGACGCCCGAACCAGGAGGCCGGGUCGGGGCGCGGGCAGAGUGGCCGCCAAUGGCGGCGGGUUUGUUUAUCCCGGGGAAGAAGUUAAGCGGCAGAAGAGAGGUAGGAGUGCUGCGGGGAGGAGGAUGCGGCUCAGUAGAGGCGCCCACCGCAGGAGCUCGUCGCCGCCCCAGCCUCGGCUCCCAGGGCCGCCCAGGGCCCGCUCGCCGCCCCGCGUCCGGUUGAAUUACUCAAGUCUGUGGGAUAUUGUGUAAAUCCUAAGGCUGCAGUAAGUUGGCAAUGUCUCAGGAACCUACUCCACCUUUGCCUAGAGAUAUGUCUACUAGCCCUGUCGCCGAAAGCUGGUGUUAUACACAGGUUAAAGUAGUAAAAUUUUCCUACAUGUGGACCAUUAAUAACUUCAGUUUCUGUCGAGAAGAAAUGGGUGAAGUGUUAAAAAGUUCAACAUUUUCUUCUGGCCCAAGUGACAAAAUGAAAUGGUGCCUGAGGGUAAACCCAAAGGGAUUAGAUGAUGAAAGUAAAGACUACUUGUCCUUAUAUUUACUUUUAGUCAGCUGUCCAAAAAGUGAGGUUCGAGCAAAAUUCAAAUUUUCUCUUCUGAAUGCUAAAAGGGAAGAAACAAAAGCAAUGGAAAGCCAAAGAGCAUAUCGAUUUGUGCAAGGGAAGGACUGGGGAUUUAAAAAAUUCAUUAGAAGAGACUUUUUGCUUGAUGAAGCUAAUGGUCUUUUACCAGAUGACAAGCUUACUUUAUUUUGUGAGGUGAGUGUGGUCCAAGACUCAAUUAAUAUAUCAGGGUUUACUAAUAUAGAUACCUUGAAGGUGCCUGAAUGCCGAUUAGCAGAAGAUUUAGGUAAUCUCUGGGAAAACACAAGAUUUGCAGAUUGCUGCUUUUUUGUGAGAGGACAAGAAUUCAAAGCUCAUAAAUCUGUGCUUGCAGCUCGGUCCUCAGUUUUUAAUGAAAUGUUUGAACAUGAAAUGGAAGAAAGCACAAAGAGUCCAGUGGAAAUAAACGAUUUAGACCCUGAGGUUUUUAAAGAAAUGAUGAGAUUUGUUUAUACAGGGAAAGCACCAAAUCUUGAUAAAAUGGCUGAAAACUUGUUGGCAGCUGCAGACAAAUAUGCACUGGGACGACUGAAGGUCAUGUGCGAAGAAGCUUUGUGUAGUAACCUCUCAGUAGAAAAUGUUGCUGAUACCCUUGUCCUUGCAGAUUUGCACAGUGCAGAGCAGUUGAAAGCACAAGCAAUAGACUUUAUUAAUAGGUGCAGUGUACUUCGACAACUUGGGUGUAAGGAUGGGAAAAACUGGAACAACAACCAAGCAACUGACAUAAUGGAGACCUCGGGUUGGAAGUCCAUGGUUCAUUCUCACCCUCACUUGGUAGCAGAAGCCUUCCGAGCACUAGCGGCUGCACAGUGUCCACAGUUUGGUAUUCCACGCAAACGGCUAAAGCAGUCCUGACUCUUCAGUGGACAGAGGAAAACGGAAUGACACUCUCCUUGGUCCAGAAGGAUUCUGAUACACAGACAAUAAGCAACAGCCGUUUCUGUUUCCUUGUCCACACAGCAGAAACUGGAAAAGCAGAUUGCUUACAUAGCAGGUGGAUAAUAUACGAUUUAUACUUCAGCUUUAAAUUAGACUGAUUAAUUCACUUCAAGGCCUUAAAUUAUCUUCAAUGACUUGUUCCUAUAAUAGUUUAAUUUUUUUAUUGUGCCUUGUCAUUUUGGCCAAGGCUAUGCAGGAUUGCACUAGCUCCAUAAUGCAGUAAUAUUGAUAACUGAGGAUACUAAGUUUUAAAAGGGUCUUCUGUUACUUUGGGGGGAAAAAUGAAUUAUUUUAGGGUUGUCCUAUGUGAUCUUAAAGCUCAAAACUAGGUUCUUCUUGUAAGCACUUGUAUUGCAGAUUACCAGAUUUCUCCAGUCUAAGUUCUAAAAAUGAAAGAGCGUUGUUUACUUUAAAGGUUAUGGCAAUACACUGCUUCAAUUUAGUUUAUUUUUUGUUUGAGAGGGCAGAUAUGCAAUAAAUUGGAUAUUAUUGAAUAUGCAAUUUAUUGGAUAUGCAAUAAAUUGGCCCAAACUUUCAGUAAAAUUUAUGAUGUUUUUAUGUUAAUUGCUUCAAGCUUUCUGCUUGUUUAUAAUGAUUGAGAAAUGAUUAUAAAAUUUCAGUAAGAAAAAAGCAUGUUUUUGCUAAAGUAAUCUUAAUUCAUAACCUACAUUUAUAUGAAGAAUUCAUUACCUGUUAAAAGUCAGGAUGACCAAAUGUACAUUUAAUGACUGGGCCAAUUAAGAAAGAUACAUAUGCACUUUUAUUGUGUAGCUUUUGUAUACUGGAUGGUACAUAUAUUGUUUCUCCUUUUGAGGGGAUUAAUAAGGUAGAAUUAUGUUUUAACUUUUAGAAGAGAUUUUAAGACACAUGGCAACCACCUAGGAUACUUUUGAUAAUGGAUAAAAAUAUGCUUGAUUUGGACUUUAGAUAGUCAUUUUUUAAUUUAUUGCUUUUUUAAUCAUACCUUGGAAAAGGCACCUAAAGAAUAAUUGAGUCUGGACAAUCUACUUUUCCUUUGAACAAUAAAUGGAUAUCAUUUGCCUGUGGGCAGCACACAGUAAAGGAGAGAGCCCUCUUCAAAAUAUGCCAGGCCGUAUUAUGAAACUGUUUUCUCCUUUGUGUUUCAGUUAUUGUGCUGACCUUGAGGAUGAUCGAAAUUCCGUACAAUGUGAACAGGAUAAACUGUUUAUAAACUUUUUCACAAGCCAAUUCUUUAUUAUAAAUUAAUUUUAGCUUUAAACACACACAAAUGCUUAGUGUUUGAUACCUGUGAGUUCUGUUCUGGUGCAUUGUCCUGGAGUGGUCAGUGUCAGAUUGCCACAUGCAGUAGCAUUGCUAGUGUGCUUCUUACACAGAUCUAUGUUGGACCACAAGGAAAAAGCAUGUCACUGGAAAAACAGGUGCAUAAACCUGGAUACAUAACUUAAUUCUCCAGGUUUGUGUGUAAUUUGUUCAUUUAGUUUUAAAAUUGAGGGUAGAAAUUAAAAAUUACACUUACAGUUUUUAAAUACAUUUUAUUUUUGCUAUAUUUUUAACUUGAAGCAAUUCUAAAAUAUUUACAUUGAGAAAAAUUGUCAAGCAUUAGUUGUCGAUAGCAAACACGUUUGUAAAGAUCAUAUUUUCAGAUAUCUUAGUUUGAGUCUUUAUUGUAGUAACUUAAAUUUAAAAUAGGAAGACUUACUUGGACUAGAAGAAAAAUGUUUAGGUGGCAGGGGGGGUGUGAAAAAACAUGACAAGUAGAAAUUCACUUCCUUAAUUCUACCUUAAUAUGGAACCUGUUAAAUUUACAUUGUACAGUAUAAAAACACACGUGUGUGUAUGUUUUUAGUGUGAAAAUUUCCAUGGUCUUAUUAAAUUAAUACAUUUUUAAUUAGAAAAUUUCCAUGGUCUUAUUAAAAACAAAAAUUCAGUCCAGCUAUGGAAUUAUGCUUUUACAUAUCAUAAAAAUAAUGAUGUCUGUGUAUGACACAGUGUGAAUUAACUCACUGCUUCAGUCUACAUUUCUAACUACAGUGAAUUAAAUUCUUCAGCUUGCCUUUACUCAAGUGUUUAUUGAUAAUUUUCAGGAUUUGUUAACACAGUUUGUACCAAAACUGUUAAACACUGUGCUCUAUGAAUAUCUGUGUUUGUAGAAAUGUUCACUUUUCAGAAAAUAUAAUGCCUGCCAUUAUACUAACAGAAUCAUAUAGUGGUUGAUUUAUUUUUAUUUAUUAUAUAUUUUGGUAGUAUGGGUUUUUGAGGAAGUGAUAAAAGGCUGUUUAUUCCUAUCAGGGUGCUCUAACAGCCUUUUCUCAUUUUAAAAUUAUAUCCAUUUGGUUAAAAGUAAGCUCAGUUUCUGUCUAAUCUUCAUUACCAGCUUGCUCCUGUUACUCUUUGGACACCUAAAAAAGGCUUUCCCCAGAAUGAUUUUAAGCAUUGAAAUUCAGAAAGAUCACCAUUGCAGAACCUACUUUAAGAUUUAGAAACACUGCUCACUCUAUGUGUCUUUUUCAUUUUUAAAAAUUUUUAAUGUGUUUUAUAUUUGGAGCACAAAUAUGAAGGUGCCAUAGUAUGGCUUGCUAACAUUACCUCCUUAAAUGCUCAUGUGUUUUUGUCUUCAAAUAGUAAUUGGAGAACCUUGCAUGAAUUAUAUGGUCAUUUGAGUGAAGUUUGUAUGAAUGUGUAUAUCUCUGUAUUUACUUGGGCUGUGUGUGGUAUGCUCAAAAGAGUGGAUUUCUGAAAAUAGAGCUUAGCAUUUAAGCUCAAAGUUCAGGUUAGUUGAAGUAUCUCAUUUAAGUGUACUAUAUUUGAGGGAAGACUAGAUUGCCAGAAAAAAGUGUAAUCCUAAAGAAAUGUGACCAGCUUACUACAUGGUGAAAUAUGAAAACAGUGCCUUUUUAGAAUGUUAGUUAUAAUUCAGUUAUAUUUUCAAAUCUCUUAAUAGCUGUCAUGAACAUUACUGUUUGACUUUUAAAGUAUAUUGAACUGAGAGCUUAAAUUGUCAAAAAUAGGAUUAUUAAUUUAAUUUAUCAGUUUAAAAUUUUGUACAUAAGUUUAAAUUCUAAGCAGAUUUUUAAAAAAUAAAUUGUCAAUAAGGACUGUGAGUGAAGCUCAGUCAUAGGCUGCUUAGAAGAUUUAUGAGGCCCUCAGUUAGAUUGCUAGUCCACAACAACAGAAACAAAAAACAUCUGGAUCAUGGAGACACCCAGUGUUUCAAAAAUAUAACAUGGACUUUGAUAAGUCUGUGAAAAUCCAACUCAGCAUACUUUGAUAUUAGCCACAUAAAUUUAAAGAGGUAAACUCAUGGAUAAAAUGAAAAUAUUCAUUGUAUUCUUGAAAGGUGCAUAAGUGAGUGUGUGGGUUUGCUAUAGUGUCCUCAGAAUAUAGACAGCACUUUGAGCACACAUGAGAGUAUUUUGCAAACCAUUUUUAUAUGCAGAUUAUGAGUUCUGCUUUAUUUGUGGAAUGAUAUAAAUUGUAGGUCCAAUUGAACAAAUACUGAGUGCCUAUAAAUGCAAGACUUUUUCACUAGGAAUGAAAGCACACUGUGUCUUUGUUGGUAGUAUGUGAACGUUAUGUUUGAAAAGGAAUACUUAUAUAUAAAUUUUUUGUUAUUAGAGCUUACUGAAUAAUAUAAUUUUGCAUUUUUUAAAAUGAAGCAUAAUUGAGUUCCAAAUAUGGAAAUAGAGUUUGGCUAAAAUUAUUUUAACUAUUAAUUCUGAAGAAAGUUGGCUUUCUAGAUCGAAAUGUAUAAAUACUUAACUUUUCAGCCUUGUUUUUAAUCAGUUGACAUUUUUGAUGAGUUACAUACUAUUUGUAUCCUGAUGCUGGAAGUAUAUUUUGCAUUUCAACACACUGGGUUAAAAUAAAAUUGUUACUACUUAUUCAGAA